This is a messenger RNA of Pomacea canaliculata, 5268 nucleotides long. RefSeq lists its product as uncharacterized. The record is from RefSeq and is a predicted model, not a curated record. Bases 716 to 1615 code for a protein of 299 amino acids. NCBI's taxonomy places the organism in Eukaryota, Metazoa, Mollusca, Gastropoda, Architaenioglossa, Ampullariidae. The transcript has 10 exons.
ACCAUCUCCAGUCCCGCUCAUUCUGUCCUCGGAGGCCGUCUGGCGUCUGUCACAUACUUUUUCUAAAAGCCAGUGACAGGACACAGUCGCGUGCCCUUUGCACUUUGCUCAUCACCCGACAAAAGUUCCUUGGAGACUAAGGGGGUCCAUCUGCACCCCGAAGAGUGCUUGAGGAUUUCAAGGAGGGUUGAAUUACUGACUUCGCAAAAAUAUCAAAAUCACAGGGACAUGUCAACAUGCCACGUGGUCUAAGCACGUGCAGUCUGCUGCUCCUGUCAUGUGUGUGUGCUCUGGUCAUCUACACGUCAGCGCAAGAGCACUACCUGAGUUAUGACAACGCCACUGGUUUCUUGCACUUCCGAUGUCCACUGGAUUCUGACCUUAAGAACAACAAGCUCAUUGUUUCUACUUUUGGACGCUACAACCAACGGACUACCAGUGGACAGGUGUCGAGAAUAGCCAACUGGUAUAAUAAUUCGGCGACCAAAUCCGAUAACACAGGUAAGGUGGUCCUUACCACACGGCAGUAUGGCCUGAAGGGUUACCUGACAGACGUCAGGUGUGAAGACUCCCUCACCUACUACUGCUCUUACCACUUCAGCGAGUCUAAUGGGCGGAUAUCAACUCGUCUAGACAACUUCACCUUCUCCUUUGAAGGACCACCCAGUGUGUCCAUCGAGAGGCCGCAGAAUGUCCAUCCUGUCCUGGAGACAAGAUGGAGGUCACGUGCCGAGCGUUUCUCGGCCGACAGACCAACUCCAUCGUGUGGGAGAGCAGACCGCCGGACGGACAGUUUGUCCUCGACACCGACAGUAACAUAAACUACAGUACUCCCGUCGAUACGAAAAGCUGUAACUACUAUGCCGAGUCCACACUGUCACGUGACCUGACAGCUGCUGACCACAGGAGGGAGUGGCGCUGCCGGCUCAGCUUCGGACAAGCUGCUGCUACCUUCAUUGUCAUUACAGGAUCCUGUCCAAGUACUACAACAGAAAAAUUUGAUGAGGGGCCAAAGGCGGGAGCAAGUUCUAAGGAAAAACCCUUGCUGAUAGAAAACCAGUCGAAUCUCACGGUUAUCCUGGCCACUGUGAUUCCUGUCUCUGUUCUGACUCUCAUGGUCAUUCUGGCCAUGAUCGUCCUAAGGAGGCAUACAAAACAAGUUCCUCCAAUCCUACUCUUCCCAGAAGGCCCUCCCCCGUCUGAGUACAGCUUUUCAGCUGUGGCCGGACGUGGCCUCCCACCCCUGCCCCAGGUCCAAAGCAAUGACUACCACUUCAGCGCCACCAUCGACAAGAGCAGCGAACCUCCUCCCCCUCUGCCACCUUCCUACCAGCACGUGGAGAGCGCCGAUCAGUCCGUCUACGUAUCUAUGUCUGCCAUUCCCGGUAGCUGUGACACAUCAUCCACGUCCUGCAGUUCAGCUAGAAUGAGCGAGACUGGAAGGCUUUGGGAGGAUUCUGACGAUCAGGGAAUGCGCACAGAGAGAAGUGAGAGCACCUAUUCUAACAAGGAAGCCAUUGAGCGGGCUAAGAUGCUGGCUCAAGCCAAAGCCAAGAACUACAACACCUGUUUUAAUUACCUGGAUCUUCUGCCUCUGGAAGUGGACAAAGAAUAAAAAAAAAAAGAGUCAACUAAAAGAUGAUAAGAGCUCUCCAGAAAACAUCAAAGUGUUGAAAGAAGACAAGACUGUCAUUAAGAUGUUCGGCUAUGGCACAGUAAUUUAAACACCGAUUAUUGGAUCUUCCAUUUUUGUCAGCUUUUUUUUUUUUACUUGAUAUAUUUAUAAUUUAAUUUUGGCUCACUUUUUUCAAAGCAUUUUCAAGAAGAUCAACAAAAAGGAAAUGAGAAACAAGCACUUUCUCAUACCAUCAUCUUCAUAAAUUGCUUGGCUGGAGUUAAAAACUGAAUGUGGCAGCUGAUGCUUUAUUUGCUGAACACUUCAUUUGCAGUGAUCAGCAAGCAUGUCUAACCUUUUUAUCAAGAUUAAUGCAGUCUGUUUUAUUAAGGAAUCAUCUGAGUUCACCAGAUGAAUACUUACUUUUACAAGCAUUUUUGUCUUUUUCCUGAAAUGUUUUCAUUCUUGAGUAAAUUUAUGCACCUUUUAAUUUUGCUUAUUUAUUUGAAUAAAUAUCAUUUGGUUCACAUAAUGAUAAUUUGCUUUCAUAUUCCACACAAGACCACAGCCACACAAAAGAGAUUUUGAUGCGACCACUGCCAUUUGUUUUGUAUUUGUCAAUUUUUCAACUAAUCAAAUGUAAUAACAAGAAGCAUUUGAAAAAUCCUUCCAGAUAAUACAAAUUCAGAAUUUGUGCAAUUUCACCUUUUUUUGCAAACUAGAUUGAAAUAAUCUUGUUUGUACCAUUGAUUUGCACCUUUGUCAAUUUGUCAUUUUUGUUUUAGUGCCUAUAUAUAGGUUACUUGGCAGGUACAAUUUAAGGAAUGUACAGGCUACUUGUUUAUAAAUCUAAUACUUCUCAAAGCUGAUCUCAGAUAUAUUUAUAACAUUUACUGUAUCAACUGUUAAAUUUUGUACAAAAAGACUGUAUGUGCAAUCCAUAAUUUCCAUAAUUACUUUUAAUGCCAACAACUCAGAGGUGGCAAAAGCGCAUUUAUAUCUACACACAAUAGAUAAGAGCAUCUUGCACACAGGGUUCAUCUUAUAACAUGUGAGUGUGUUUACACGCAUUAGUGUAACUAGAUGUAUUUGCAUGUUAAAAUGCACAAACUUUUACAAAAUAUUUUUCUAUUAAAUUUUUAUGUGUGUCAAUAAUUAUUCGAUAUGAAACUGGGGUGAUUUGCUUGCUGCAAUUUAGUGUGGUAAGUUGGACUGGAAGAGAAAAACUGCUUGGAAAAAUGCAAGCUAUUAUCUUGAUUUCAUUUCAUUGGACAAUGUGAAAACAGCACUGUUAGUGCUAACAUCCUUGUAACUUCACAUCUGCGUCCUGCCAAUUUUGUUUUGAAUAAUUUUGUGAAAAAAUAAUCUUCGAUCACCUAUUUCUAAGGUAAGAUCUACAAGCCUCUGGAUAUUUUAUAAAAUGCACCCGUAAUUAAUUCUAUGUAAUUGCAGUGGUCCUAACUUUUGUUUUCUUGUUAAUGUGUCACAAAAGUGCCAUUCAUGCCACACAGAUGAAGUAAAAGGUUGUCUCCUAACCAUUUUUCAAAUCAUUGUGGGGUGAGACCUCACUUUCUUAGGGCCAGCAUUUUUGUGAGGAUGAUGUUCUCUCUCAAUCUUGUUGCCUCACUUCCCCACUCUCUAGGGAGUUGUGACCCAUCCUGAAAGCUGUGUUGACUGGGGAAAAGUUUGAUAUGCAAUGCAGGUAUAAAAGAGGCACUCUUUGAGUAAUGUGAUGUUUGAUAUGUACUCAAGAAUGGGUCAGUUAUUCGCUUAGAUUUUGGAAAUAUGUAACCUACUAAAUCCAUUUGUUUGGAAAUAUUUUACUUCAUUAUUUAAAAGUAAGAUAUUUAAUGUGCAGAAUAGGAUUUAUCACAGCUAAACCUAGAUUUCAUUCACUAAUUAAUUGUAAUACAAUCUAAGCAAUUGUUAGUAUUUAACUUUUGCAGGUAAAACAUUUUGUCUGAUUCCAUCAGCAAGAUUGAAUUGGUUUAAUCAACUUUAUUUGGGUCUGGCUGAAGCUCAAAUUUAAUUUGCAAAAUUGGAAAGUUGGCAUCCAUAACGUUGUGUGACAGAAGCAUUUAAUAAGAUACUAAUUUUUAAAAUCCGAGUGGAAAAAAACUGAUCCACUCAUGAGGUAUGCAUUGAGCAUCACAGUUCUCACAAACAUUUUGAAAAAAUGCCAAGAAGUUACUUUCUUUGACAUCUCAAGAGUUAUUUCUUUGACUGGGCAUUGCCUCAUUAACAAAUAAUGCAAGCUCUUCUAUUGGCUGGGUAGUCUGGUGGUGCAAUAUUUUGCACCUGUCACCAAUACAGUGAACGUUGACUGUCCUGGAUUCACGACUUGUUUCGGGCACACUUUUCUUUCUCUGCAUGUGACAUCUGCUUACAGGGCUGGCUGCCUUGCCAUGAUAGUCUUAGUUGCUGGCUCAGCGUAAAACACCAAUUCUCCCCCCACACCUCUUCUAUUAGCUGCAGCCUUCAGUAAUAUAACUAUUUAGAAUUUAAGUCAAUCCACAUUUUGAAAAACUAAAAAUGAACAAAUUCACAACACAUUUUUGUGGGGGAAAAAAUACUGACAGGUCUAUUUCUGUUAAAUUAUGCCUGCUUUACAAAGUAUACUGCACACAUGUCUAAAUACAUUAAUUGACAUGUUUAAAAAUCCUCCUCCUCACAUUAUCACCAAAAAAAAAUUCACAUAAGAAUUGUGUAGUUUACAUUUUCUUGCAGUUUUCAAGCUUUGCAUAGUUUCAGAUCAACUAAUAACUCUUCCUUUUGGCACCAUGGUAUAUGCAAGUGUUGUAGAUUUGUUUCAUGUCAUCUUGAAGGGAACAUAAAUGUCUUUAUUUAUUUAGAUGGAAUCAGAAUGGUGUAGAGAUUUGUUUUCUACCAGUUACAGCUACAGGGUGUGUUGAUACAUUGGGGUGUAGUGAGAAAAAAGGCAUAAAAGACUAAAAGGUUGAGAACAUGGAUCAUACUAAGUCAUGAAACACUACACUCUUAACCUUUAAAUCCAGAAUGGGAUUAAACUGAAACUUGUUAAGUUUUGUUAAUCACCUCAGCAGUUAGCUUUCAGCACAGUUCUUGUGUGGUGUUGCUACUGCUGACUAUUAUGGGGAUGUUUCUAAACGAAUUCUGCAUAUUGUGAAAUGUAAAUUUUUGUGUUUGAGAUUGUUCUAAUGCCUUUAUCUUAGAUGAUUGUGUGAAUAUGUAGCACCUUUUAAAAUAUUGGUUUUUUCCCCCCCAGCAAUCAUUAUGACUUUUUUGAAGCAGUUAAUAAUGUUUUAUUAUGCAAACAUUACUUCUCAGGUCUUUUUUUGCAUUAUCCAGCUUUCCUUCAUAUCAUUUUUUAGAUGGGCAAAAUUCUAAAGCCAUCUUCCUUAUCAUGAUUUACAAAAGUAUAGCAACAUUCUUAUUAGUAUGUGCGAGUACAAGUGCAGUAUUUCCUCAUUUGUUAAAGAAUACAACUACUUAUACUUCUUGAUGAGCAAAUUAUUCACAAGAAUAGAAUUGAAGAUACCUCUUUGGUUAAUACCUCUUUGCAUUCUUACAGAAAAAAACGAAACUGCCUAGUUUUAUCACAUUUAUGGUGAAUAUGUAAUUUGUUUUGACGUACAGAAUUAAAACACUGUAUACAUUGUGUAUGCACCUACAAA